CCUGCAAUUUUUAUUCAAGUUAUCAAGAAUAACAAAAGAAAAAGAAGUAAUAAAAUAACUUCAAAAUAAUAUGGUAUAUCUUACAGGCCAUAGAUAGAUUGGGUAGACAGCAAAUGAAGCAGGAGUGUGAUCAUUUGAAAACCAGACCUCUAGAUCAGACCAACCAAGAAAUAAUGAUAGACAUCAAACGUUCCAACAAUGAAAUCCGGGAACUAAAAGAAUCAUUUGAAAGUCUGAUAAAAUCUCAUGAACUACUACAAGAACACCAUACAGAAGUAAAGAAAUCCCAUGAGAUAUUAAAGGAUGACCAUAGGAAAGUAACAAAAGAAAUGGAAACAAUAAAGACUUCACAAAAGGAUACUGUACCAUGGAAUAUAAGAGCAAGAAUUAAUGAUACAUUUAAAGAAUGGAAGGACAAUGAUGAUACGAUGUUUAUAAAUACAAGAGCUGCCCAGUAUGUACUCAAAUGUAUAAAGGAAAACAGUUGUGUAACUAUAACGGCUAGUUCUGGUGUAGGAAAGACAGCAACACUCCGACACGUGGCUUUACGGAUGGUAGAAGAAGGAUAUGAUGUACUUAUAGUCACAGAGCCAGGUGACAUUCUGAGGUUUUACAAUCCAAAUAAGAAAAUUUUGUUUGUUGUUGAUGAUUUUUGUGGAAACUUUUCACUUGACCAGAGUGACAUAAAAAGUUGGGAACCAAUCAUGGAGGAUAUAAAACAAAAUCUUAAUCAAAAACAAACAAAAAUACUUGCAGCAUGUCGGUUACAAGUGUACCAAGAUGAUAAGUUUGAUUCUUUAUCAGUUUUUAAGUCAUGUGUAUGCAACAUGUUAUCAAGGAACAUUUGCUUGUUAAAAAAUGAAAAAAAAUCAAUAGCUAAGUUGUAUCUCAAAGCAAAAGCCUCCGAGAUAAGUGACUUUUAUGAUCUUUAUGACUGUUUUCCUCUUUUAUGUAAAUUUUACCAUGAUAAUCCUGAACUUAUUAUUACAGAUUUCUUUCAGAAUCCGUAUUCAAUUUAUGAAGCAGAGAUUAAUAAGUUUCUGAAGAAAGGGCUUCACGCUAAAUACUGUGCUUUGGCUUUAUGUGUCAUGUUUAACAACAAAUUAAAGGAAGAAAUAUUUAUAGAAGAGAUAAAUAAAGAAACCAGGACUAUUAUAGAGAACACAUGUGAGGCAUGCAGAUUAGACAGGGGAACAUCACGACUUGUAUUACAGGAUGAACUAGAAUCACUCACACAUACAUAUAUAAAGAAAGAACAAAACAAGUACAAAAUUUUACAUGAUAAAAUAUUUGACUUUUUUGCUAAGAUCUUUGGACAAAAAAUAAUCUGUUGUUUGAUAAAGAAUGCAGACAGUGGUUUAAUCAAGGAACGAUUUGUAAUAGAAAGAAAGGACGACAUGGAUCAGUUUAUCACUAUUAUACCUACAAAAUAUCAUCUGAUGUACAUACAGAGAUUGAUUGAUGACUGGUCAAAUGGAAAAAUUCAAGAUGUAUUCAGUAACAUAAAUAUGAAGAUGCCUCUGUUCACACAGAAAUUUCUCUGCUAUUUUUAUACACUAGAUAUAUCUUACCAGAGACGACUGGCAAACAUAUGUACAAAUAAUAAUCAGACACCAAUAAUGAUUGCUUGUAAUCAUGGUCACACAGAAAUGGUAAAGAUGUUGUUAGAGAGAGGAGCAGAAUCUGAUCAUAAUUGUUCGUCUCUCGUCUUGAAGGCUUGUCAACGUGGUUAUACAGAAAUAUUAAUGAUUUUGUUAGACAAAGGAGCACACUGUAAUGCAUGUGACUCGAUGGGUCAUUCACUUGUAAUGAAGGCUUGUGAAUAUGGUCAUAGAGAAAUAGUGAAAUUGUUGUUAGACAAAGGAGCAGACUGUAAUAAAUGUGAUGAUCAAGGUAAUUCUACUUUAAUAUAUGCUUUUGGAGAUGGUCAUAUAGAAAUAGUAAAGUUGUUGUUAGACAGAGGAGCAGACAGUCAUAAAUGUAACAGGAGGGGUCAAUCUCCUGUUAUGAAGGCUUGUGAUUAUGGUCAUAUAGAAAUAGUGAAAUUGUUGUUAGACAGAGGAGCAGACUGUAAUAUAUGUGAUGAUGACGGUAAUUCACCUGUAAUGUAUGCUUUUGGAGAUGAUCAUAUAGAAAUAGUAAAGUUGUUGUUAGACAGAGGAGCAGACUGUAACAAAUGUGACAGGUGGGGUCAGACACCUGUAAUGAAGGCUUGUAAACAAAGUCAUAUAGAAAGCGUAAAGAUGCUGUUAGACAGAGGAGCAGACUGUAAUAAAAGUAACAGAUUGGGUCAGUCACCUUUGAUGAAGGCUUGUGAACUUGGUCAUACAGUAAUAGUAAAGUUGUUGUUAGACAAAGGUGCAGACUACAAUAAAUGUGAUGAUGAUGGUAAUUCGCCAGUAAUGUGUGCUGUUGGAGAUGGUCAUAUAGAAAUAGUCAAGUUGUUGUUAGACAGAGGUGCAAACAGUAAUAAAUUAAACAAGUUGGAUCAAUCACCUGUAAUGAAGGCUUGUGAUCAUGGUCAUACAGAAAUGGUAAAUUUGUUGUUAGACAGAGGAGCAGACUUUAAUACAUGUUGUUAUGAUGGUUCGUCACUUGUCUUGCAGGCUUGUAAGCGUAGUUAUAUAGAACUAGUAAAAAUGCUGUUAGACAGAGGAGCAGACUUUAAUAAAUGUGACAGGUUGGAUCAGUCACCUGUAAUGGAGGCUUGUGAACAUGGUCAUACAGAAAUGGUAAGGUGUUGUUAGACAGAGGAGAAGACUUUAAUACAUGUUAUUAUGAUGGUUCGUCACUUGUCUUGCAGGCUUGUAAACGUGGUUAUAUAGAAAUAGUAAAGUUGUUGUUAUACAAAGGCGCAGACUACAAUAAAUGUGACAGGUGGGGUGAGUCACUUGUAAUGAAGGCUUGUAAACAUGGUCAUACAGAAAUAGUAAAGAUGUUGUUAGACAGAGGAGCAGACUACAAUAAAUGUGAUGAAGAUGACAGAUCACCUUUAAU
Mytilus californianus (California mussel) is the source of this 2997-nucleotide messenger RNA. RefSeq lists its product as uncharacterized. Bases 114 to 2747 code for a protein of 877 amino acids. Gene Ontology annotation, molecular function: protein binding. The transcript is spliced from 3 exons. The record is from RefSeq and is a predicted model, not a curated record. Lineage: Eukaryota; Metazoa; Mollusca; Bivalvia; Mytilida; Mytilidae.